Messenger RNA from Babjeviella inositovora NRRL Y-12698, 2071 nucleotides. It is a transcript of the gene ASN1, whose product is annotated as asparagine synthase (glutamine-hydrolyzing) 2. Gene Ontology annotation, molecular function: asparagine synthase (glutamine-hydrolyzing) activity. The transcript has a single exon. The coding region runs from base 53 to 1777 and encodes 574 amino acids. Gene Ontology annotation, cellular component: cytosol. NCBI's taxonomy places the organism in Eukaryota, Fungi, Ascomycota, Pichiomycetes, Serinales. The record is from RefSeq and is a predicted model, not a curated record.
UUCGUUCUCUCUCUCUCUCUGCUAUUAUUAUCUUUAUAUCCUAAUACAUACAAUGUGUGGUAUUUUCGCUGCCUACAAACAACCGGACGUUGAGGCGUUCAAAUCCAAGGCCUUACAGUACUCCAAGAGAAUCAGACACAGAGGUCCAGAUUGGAGUGGUGUCACCAUCCAAAACAGCACCAUCUUGUGCCACGAAAGAUUGGCCAUUGUUGGUUUGGACUCCGGUGCCCAGCCAAUCACCUCCGAAAACGAUGACUACUCCUUGACUGUCAACGGUGAAAUUUACAACCACAUCCAGUUGAGAGAAGAGUUUGCCGACUACCCAUACAAGAGUUUCUCCGACUGUGAGCCAAUCAUUCCUUUGUACAAGAAAUACGGGGUUGACGCUCCAAAGCACUUGGACGGUAUGUUUGCUUUCGUCUUGUAUGACAAGAAGCGGGACAGAGUCAUCGCUGCCAGAGACCCUAUCGGUAUCACCACCUUAUACAUGGGUAGAUCUGCUGCCAAGCCAGAAACCUACUACUUCUCCUCCGAGUUGAAGUGUCUUGUUGACGAGUGUGACACCAUUACUGCCUUCCCUCCGGGCCACGUCUUUGACUCCCUCACCGGCGAGACCACCAGAUACUUCACUCCAACCUGGUGGGACGAAGAAAAGAUUCCAACCACGCCUGUGGACUACAAGGUUGUCAGAGAAACCUUGGAGAUGGCUGUCAGAAAGAGAUUGAUGGCGGAGGUCCCAUACGGUGUGUUGCUUUCCGGUGGCUUGGACUCAUCUUUGAUUGCCGCUAUCGCCGCCAGAGAGACCGAGCAGGCCAACUUGGAAGCCAAGGGCACCGACACCUCCAGCCAGGGCUUGGCUGGUGUUGACGACGAGGGCCACUUGCGCUCCAACGGUUGGUCCAAGUUGCACUCCUUCGCUGUUGGUUUGCCAGGCGCUCCAGAUUUGAUUGCUGCUAAGAAGGUUGCCAAGUUCAUCGACACCGUCCACCACGAACACACCUUUACCGUCCAGGAGGGUUUGGAUGCGUUGAGAGACGUCAUCUACCACUUGGAGACAUAUGAUGUCACCACCAUCAGAGCCUCUACCCCAAUGUACUUGUUGUCCAGAAAGAUCAAGGCCCAGGGUGUCAAGAUGGUUUUGUCCGGUGAAGGUUCCGACGAGAUCUUCGGCGGUUACUUGUACUUUGGUGCUGCUCCAUCUGCCGAUGAGUUCCACACCGAGUGUGUCAAGCGUGUCAAGAACUUGCACUACGCCGAUUGUCUUAGAGCCAACAAGUCCACCAUGGCUUGGGGCCUCGAAGCCAGAGUUCCGUUCUUGGACAAGGCUUUCUUGGAGCUCUGUAUGAACAUCGACCCUGCUGACAAGCUCAUCAAGCCAGCUGAGGGUAAGAUCGAGAAGUACAUCUUGAGAAAGGCGUUCGACACCUCGGACGACCCAUCUGCCAAGCCAUACUUGCCACAGGAAAUCCUCUGGAGACAGAAGGAACAGUUCUCUGAUGGUGUUGGUUACUCCUGGAUUGACGGUUUGAAGGAGGCUGCCGAAUCUGCUGUUACUGAAGAACAAUUGGCUCAGCCAAAGGCCGAAUGGGGUACCGACAUCCCAUCCACUAAGGAAGCCUACUGGUACAGAUGCAUGUUCGAUGAAUUAUUCCCACAGCCAGCCGCCGCCUCUACCGUCAUGAGAUGGGUUCCAAAGGCCGACUGGGGUUGUCACGAGGAUCCGUCCGGUAGAUACGCCAAGAUGCACGCCUCUGCUGUCGACGCCGUCAAGGAAUAAGUUAAUAGAAUAAAUAUAUGUGUAUAAUGAGUAUUUUUUCAAUCAGCAGAAGGACAGGCUGUCGUUGCGCGGUAAAUAGGGCUUAUUCAGGAAUGUCAUCGCCGCGUAUAGGGUGGUUCUAAAAAUAGUCUUGCAGAAGCAGUCCUAUAGGUAUGGCUUGGGAAGAAUUGGCCGCUCAACCAGUUGCUAGAAGGUAAAUAGUCUAUGGCUAGGAUAGUCGGGGUUGAUGCUUGUUUGUACUAUAGUAGCGUGCCGUCCUGCCUACACAGUCCAGUAGUUGCAGUCAACCUUUAA